AUGAAGGCUGAAGAAACUUUAAAUCAUCUCAUUAUUGAUUGUGAUUAUUCGAGAUCUGUCUGGUUAGGUAUGCAUGUAAAUGUUUCAGUCUUGCAAACACAGCACAUUCAAGUUAAAGACUGGAUACUAUCUUGGUUCCAACAACACAGCACUGUAACUACUCAGGAAUUUUCUAACUGGAUUGCAAUGGCAAUGAUAACAGCUUGGUUCUUGUGGAAAAACAGAUGUCUAAAAGAGUUUGAUAAUAAAAACCAAAGUAUAUGUUCAACAAUAUUUUAUAUUAAAAACAUGUUGAAAUAUUGUACUGAUCAGUAUAACCAAAGCAGUACCCACAUUGAUGCUCAUUGGUCUCCACCUGCUUCUGAAGAACUAAAAAUAAAUAUGGAUGCUUCAUUUGAUCGUGACUCUUCAUAUGUUGGAAUUGGUUUAAUCCUCCGUAAUUCUACAGGUACCUGCGAAAGCAUCAGAGGGAGACUCUUCCAUGGAGGAAUAGAUCCUGAGCAUGCGGAAUGCCUGGAUUUUAAAGAAGCGAUACAUUGGGCAACGAAAAAGGGUAUGCAGAAAGUAACUUUUGAAGGUGACUGUCUAAAUGUCAUUAACUCGGUAAAACAUGCCAAAUCCUCAGUUCACUGGAUGAAUGAAGGACUUGUAAAUGAAAUAAAGCAUUUGUUAUCAAAAAUUUCUUGGUGUAAUGUAAAUUGUGUAAGAAGACAAGAAAACAGUGUGGCGCAUGUAAUUGUAAAUGAAGCUAGAACUGGUAGACGUUCUUUUGAAUAUCAUUGUAAUAUUCCUGAUAUCUUUAUGAAAUAA
Molecule: messenger RNA, 810 nt
Organism: Papaver somniferum (opium poppy)
Lineage: Eukaryota; Viridiplantae; Streptophyta; Magnoliopsida; Ranunculales; Papaveraceae
Exons: 1
Coding region: 1-810 (269 amino acids)
Molecular function (GO): RNA-DNA hybrid ribonuclease activity; nucleic acid binding
Source: RefSeq, a predicted model, not a curated record